This is a messenger RNA of Saccharomycopsis crataegensis, 1587 nucleotides long. It is a transcript of the gene PCS60, whose product is annotated as Pcs60p. The transcript has a single exon. Gene Ontology annotation, biological process: fatty acid metabolic process. Bases 1 to 1587 code for a protein of 528 amino acids. Gene Ontology annotation, molecular function: medium-chain fatty acid-CoA ligase activity. The record is from RefSeq and is a predicted model, not a curated record. Lineage: Eukaryota; Fungi; Ascomycota; Saccharomycetes; Ascoideales; Saccharomycopsidaceae.
AUGUCGACAUUCAUUGAUGCUAUUACCGUCAAUAAUCAUCAGGCGAUUGUGAUACCUGAUGGCCCAAGCCUCACUUACUUCCAACUUGCCCAGAAUGUGGCUCAUUUGCAGCAAAUCUUUACUAACAGCAAGUCUCCGUUAUCUGGCGCGUCAACCCAAUGCUCUAUUGGGAUUUCCAUCCCAAACAGUUUGGAAUUCGUGGUGUCGUUUUUGGCAAUUGUGAACACUGCUAGAAUUGCUGCUCCCUUGAACUUUAACUACAAAAAGAAUGAAUUCGACUUUUACUUGGGGGACCUUGAUGCGAAGGCUAUCUUUGUGCCAAGAGGCUUUAGACGUCAAGGAAACCAACCUAUCAUUCAAAGUGCUAUCGAUAACCACGCUUACAUUGUUGAGGUAUUUUUUGAUAAAAAAACUAAUUCAAUCGAAUAUGAAGUCUUUAGUACCACUUCCACCACCCCAGUGUUUGUUUCAAAAAGGGACUCUGCCAAAGCUUCUUGUAAUUUGACCAAAUUUUCUGGCAAGCCUUCCCCGGAAGAUGUGGCAAUGAUUUUACAUACAUCUGGUACUACUGGCAGACCAAAGGCUGUUCCUUUGACACACAGAAACAUUACUGCCUCCAUGAGAAUCAUUUCCGGAACUUACAGUUUGAACUCUGACGAUACCACUUAUGUGGUCAUGCCAUUAUUCCAUGUCCAUGGUCUUAUUGGCGCGUUGUUUUCAACCUUUUAUUCUCAAGGCACUGCCAUCAUUGCUCCUAAGUUCUCGGCCCAUAAUUUCUGGAAGGAUUUCAUAACCUACAAAGCGACUUGGUACAGCGCCGUGCCAACCAUCCACCAAAUCUUGUUGAAGGUUGGUCUUCCUAAAGGAGAGGUCCCAAAGAUCAGAUUCAUCAGAUCCUGUUCUUCUGCCUUGGCUCCAGCAAACUUGGAAAAAUUGGAACAAACUUUCAGAGCACCUGUCGUUGAGGCCAUGGGUAUGACUGAAUGUGCCCAUUGUGUUACUUCUAAUAACUUGCCACAAUUUGGUAAGCGUAAACCAGGCACUGUAGGCCAGGCCCAUGGAGUGGAAAUCGUCAUUCUUAAUGAGAGAAACGAGAUUUUGAAACAAGGGGAAAUUGGCGAAGUUUCUAUCAAAGGGGAAAAUGUCACCAAAGGUUACCUCAAUAAUCCAAAGGCCAACGCAGAAAAUUUCACUGCUGGUUAUUUUAGAACAGGCGACCAGGGCUAUUUUGACAAAGACAACUUUUUGACUUUGACUGGCCGUAUCAAGGAAUUGAUAAAUAGAGGCGGUGAAAAGAUUUCACCAAUCGAGUUAGAUAAUGUGAUGUUAACUUACCCAAAGGUGGCUGAAGCUGUUGCGUUUGGGGUAGAAGAUGAAAAGUAUGGCCAAGUCGUCCAUGCUGCGAUAGUUUUGGCCCCUAAUGCCAGCUUGACUUUGGAAGAAUUCCAGAAAUACUUGAAGACAAAAAUAGCCUCAUUCAAAGUGCCAGAGAAGGUGUAUUUUGUUGAUAAAUUACCAAAGACACCAACUGGUAAGAUUCAAAGAAGAACAUUACCGAAGAUUUUUGCUAGAAAAUCUAAAUUGUGA